CCGUUAAAUGUUGACGUUUCGCCAAUAGCAAUACGCCAGUCGCCGCCCGCCGCGCCAGUCCAGUGAAUCCAAAUUUUGAUUUGAAUAGUGACCACCCAAAUUUCCAUGGGAGAGAGUAUUUUAUAGAAGAAGAAGAAGGUCUCGUUUGUUAAAAAUAAAGGUUUUAAUCAUUUCGGUCUGUUUUGUGAUUAUAAUCCACUUUAUUUAAUUUUAUAUAAUUAUGACGUCGGAUGAUGUUAGAAAACGCAAACUCAACCAGAAUGAAUCGUUUGAAAGGGCAACAAGCCGAAGAAAGUCCUCAGGACCUUCAGGAAAAGCAACGAGCAAUCUUAAACUUUCGUUCCUCUGUUUGAUAGUAUCUGCUUUCCUGCUAUUAAUUGUUUUAGGAGUUUAUAUGGAUUCCAUGAGUCCUAUUUUUGAAAGGAUUGCAUCUAAAUUUGGUUAUGAUAAGACACAGUAUGCCAUCAUUAUUGACGCUGGAUCGACCGGAAGCAGAGUCUUGGCUUACAAGUUCCAUAGGAGUCUUAUUGACCAUAAACUGAUUUUAGAUGAAGAAAUCUUCAAGGAGCGAAAACCGGGUCUCUCUUCAUUCGCCGAUUCUCCGGUGAAGGGAGCAAACACUAUAAAACUGCUUCUAGAUGAAGCUAAAGCUUUUAUUCCCAAAGAAAAAUGGUCUGAUACACCAUUGGUGUUGAAAGCUACUGCAGGACUCAGAUUGCUGCCACAAGUAAAAGCAGAAAAUCUGCUGAACGCUGUGCGAGAUUUGUUUGCAAAAUCUGAGUUUAAUGUGAACGAAAAUGCCGUUGAAAUUAUGGAUGGUACAGAUGAAGGAAUAUUCUCGUGGUUCACAGUUAAUUUCUUGCUAGGACGUUUAGCUAAAGCAAACCAAGCCGCCGCUUUGGAUUUGGGUGGUGGCAGUACUCAGGUUACAUUUUCCGUACCUGACCCAGAACAAGUUCCAAUUUAUGAAAAAUACAUACAUCCAGUACAAACAGUCAACAAGCAAAUACAUGUUUUCACACACAGUUAUUUGGGCCUUGGCUUGAUGGCUAUAAGGCAUGCAGUGUUUACUCGUAAUUACAAAAAGGGUGAUACUGUUUUGGAGAGCUCGUGUUUAAAUCCUAUUAUUCACAAUAAAACUUGGACUUAUUCAAAUAUUGAAUAUAAAAUAAGUGGCAAAGAGAAUUCCAAAUCAACACUAGAAAAUCCUGUUGUCGACUUCGAAGAUUGCUUAGAGUUGGUUAAGAGUCAAGUUAUGCCUCUUAUUAAACCAAAACCUUUUACUCUGAAGCAACAUACUGUUGCAGCGUUCAGUUACUACUUCGAAAGAGCCACUGAGUCUGGUUUAAUUGAUCCUUUUGCUGGUGGUGAAAUCACCGUUGAAGAUUUCCGCAAAAAAGCUCGAGAAGUGUGUGCCAUUCCAAAUGAUGAUCAGCCAUUCAUGUGCUUCGAUCUUACAUAUAUCUCCAUUCUAUUACGAGAAGGAUAUGGACUUUCAGAUACAAAGAAAAUAAAGUUAUAUAAAAAAAUUGACAACCAUGAAAUUUCAUGGGCACUUGGAUGUGCUUAUAAUGUCCUCACUAGUGAUGAGCGUUUCCAAGCAUAAAAUAAAGUUGAAGUUAAAAAAGGAACAAGCAAUGGUGCCUUAUAAAAUGAAAAAUGUCUGUUAACCGUGCACAUUUGAUCUACAAGAAAUUGACUUGUCUCUAAUUUUCGACUGUCUUAAAACAACGAUGCACAAGCGCCCUGCGUUAAUUCAUCACUCCAUCAAAAUUCACCGAUUCAUUCACAAAAACAAUUUGACAAAUAGUGCUAGAACCGGAAAAAAUCACUUUUUGUAAAUAAAAUUUUUGAUGCAGUACCACAAAAUAAUUCCACAUCUCCGGUGCAAUAAUAUUGUAUAUAUGUAUUUUGUCAAUAAGUUAAAAAUACAGUAAAAAAAUUUACAAAAUAAAAAGACCUGCAAUCAAAAAAAAAAAAGAAAAA
Eupeodes corollae is the source of this 1986-nucleotide messenger RNA. RefSeq names its product nucleoside diphosphate phosphatase ENTPD5 (gene NTPase). Gene Ontology annotation, molecular function: UDP phosphatase activity; GDP phosphatase activity. Gene Ontology annotation, cellular component: membrane. Lineage: Eukaryota; Metazoa; Arthropoda; Insecta; Diptera; Syrphidae. Gene Ontology annotation, biological process: nucleoside diphosphate catabolic process. The transcript is spliced from 6 exons. Bases 221 to 1606 code for a protein of 461 amino acids. The record is from RefSeq and is a predicted model, not a curated record.